CAGGACCAUGGGGCACCUUAGCUGCAGCCCUAUGUUUCUGAGGGAGAGAGCUUGGACUGGGGGGCAAGGGGCUUCCUGACUGCUUCUCUCUCGAGCCAACACUUAGUCUGUGACAAGGGCUCAUCUCUCAGAUGAGGGGAAGGUCCUAUACCCCUGCACCCUGGACCAUGGGUGUGCCAGGAGGGUCAAAAUAUGGAUGGAAGGGAUAUCUCUGCUAUAGGGCAAGGAAUGCAGUCAGAGAGGGAGUGGAAGCUGUGGCUAUGUCAGUUCACCCACUUUGCUAUUGAGCUCUCCCAAUAUACUCUAUCUCCAGCACCUUUGUCUUUACCUCCUGUGUCUCUUCCUUCUACCUCCUGUCUCCCUUAGUCCAGCCAGUGAAGCAGAGUUGAGGGAGGGUGCAGUUCUGGGAUGAGGUCGAGGGUAACAGAAGCUGUAAGGUCCCAGGAGCCUCUUUUGGGACUCCUUGACCUUGGGAACCCCUUGCCCCUUUCUCCUGGGCCCCAGGUAAGUGCACCAGUUUCUUCCUGGACCACGACCAGAGCCACACACAGAUAAAUGAGUUUUCCUGGAAGGAUGUUACCAAUGCCUUGUCCUUUGUCAACAUGGUCCUGGGGCUCUUCUCCAUCUUCUGCAGUUUCAGCAGGAAAUCCCACUGUGCCUCCUGGAUGCUUCUGGUCAGCUUCCUAUUAGAUACUGCAGUCCAGACAAUGACCAAGCACCUCAACAUCUGCCCCAAAUCAGGAACUGAGCUGAACGACUUUGCUGUCUUCACCACCUUUGGCCUGGCUUCAGCCCUGCUCCUGGGUGUGGAUGGGCCUUUGAAUGGCUUCCUGGCCAUCAUCUAUGUGGCAGCUGCAUCUUUCCGCCUCUGUUUUUAUUCAACUGGAGUCCCCUUCACAUACAAGGGCCUGCCUUGCUCCUAUGCUUCCUGCGUGUUGGCUUCCACUUCCCUCCUGACCAAAGGCAACACGUUCAUUCUCUGUUGUAUGGCCUCGCUCAUGAUUUUAUUCAUGAUGGACCAGAGUUACUACCCACACGACGAGAUCCUUGAGUCUGAGAACUGGAAAAAAGUCAUUUAUAUGGGCGGUGUCGUCAUGCUGUUUUUCUCCCCCUUCUCUCUAAUUGCUUUUUACUGCCUGAUGUGGUCGCUGUCCUACAUCUUCUUUCCAGAUGCUCUGUGGGGCAAAGCGGCCUGUCUUAGGCUACAGCACUGAGGAAACUAAACAGCUCUACCAACUCCCACUGCCUCUGUGGGGUUUGCGCCAGCAUGUUGGGCCAAGCCUUGCCUUAUCCUCACUAAAGCUUCCCUUGUAUGUGUGUUGUCAUGUGCUAGAUACAUUGUAUCUCUGUUGCCUUGAACCAGAACAACCCACAGUAGGGCCAGCGGCUUUUGCUUCUUUUCUUAAUUCAGGGUUCUGACUCCCUUGGUGACAAUACUUGUUUAUGUCAUGUAGAACAGAAUCCCCCCACCACCACCAAAUUUGGGCUGGGCUUGAGUUCCAGCUCUGUUACUAGCUGGAUGACCUUGUGCACUAAGGUUCUUCCCUUGGAAAGGAGUGAAAUCCUUCAGAGCUGGUACAGACUCUGCCUCAGCCCUGCCUGAUCAUAAUUGCCCCAGUGUGGCAGGGAGUGGGGGUGGGGGCUUACUGAGGCAUUUCUUACACCUGCAGAGUCUUGUCUCAGAGCAGAGCUAAUCACAGGACAGUCACGUUGCCCACUCUUGAAAGUGUAUAGGGCUGUAACUUAAACAUUCUGUAAAGGUGUACCUCAAAGAGAACUUGGGUCCACUGAAAGCAACGAGCGCCCGGCAUGACCUCUGGACUUUCCACCUCCGGAGGGCAGACCGAAAGGAUUGUUAGCUAAUUCUGCCCCUUACUCAAAGAUGGCACCAGAGCACCUUUUACCACAGGUCUAACUUUUUGAAGUUUUCCCAACAAUGUAUAUGGUAAAUAUGCAUCAUAUCUAAAUUAGAUUUUUAAAAAUAAAAGUCCAGAGCAGCCCACAUUGCUAUGAUUGGCUCUAAAGGAACAGGUAGUACCCUCCUCCCAUGCUCUCUGUUGUGUCAUUUCUAUGUUGUCAUGGUUGGAUGAAUGUGUCUUUGUCUCAUUAAGUUUGGGCUUUUUUCUUUUUUUUUUUGUCCCAUUAAGUUUUAAUCUCCUUCAGUUUACGUUUUUAUAUUUCUGCUACCUGCCACAGUGCCUGGCACUCAAAAUGUUUACUUUGUAGAUGAAUUGAUUUAGAUGUGGAUUUUAGUAAGUUAUAUACAAGGUUACUAUAAUGUAGUAAGAAUUUUACAAAUAUACAUGGGCUCAGACAUUUCAAUGUGUUGUCCUUCAGUGCCUACAUUCAUUUUAGUGUGAUGCUGUCCUUAAUCAAAAUAUUUUAAGAACUCCAAUUUGAGAACUGUCUUUAUGUUGCCUCUUAGGGACCAGCUACACAGUGCCUACAUAUAGUUGGUGCUCAAAAAAACAACAAAAAACCCUAAAACAACAAAGAACCCCCAAAAGACUUGUUUUACUCUGAACCCACCAAAUUUAUUCCAAAAACCUAAUAUUUGAGAUUAGCUAAUGAUGUUCUAUACUUAAAUCACAUUAGUUAUCCUAUUUGGCCUCAAAUGACUUCUUGCUGUUUCUAAAAUUUGAAACUAUGUUCAAAGGAAAAAGAUACAGUUCUGAAAGAGGAUUUCCAUGUCUAUUUUAAGUGACGGCAGCAGAGUUAAAAUAAAUAUAUAGACCCCCAAAAGCACUGCUUUAAAGAGUAAAAUACCUAUUUGGAUGUAUAAAUUGUGGUUUGGUUAUAACAAUAAUUGAUACUUCAUUGCCUCAUAUUUUGUGGGUUAGUGACACUAGAAUAGUUAUAGAUCAGCUGAAAGCCUCUUGAUGUAACAGAGGGCUAUGUGCUUUCUUGCAGCUCUGUGAGAGGGCAGCUCCACUUCUGCACUGGCUCAGGGUCUCAGAUGUUAAUGCUAAUGCUAACCAUCCAAUGUGAGAAGCCCAAGACUUUAAAUAAAUAAAUAAAUAAAUAAACACUACUCAGAUGAGUAUAUGAAUAUGGAUCCUGAGAUUGCAUUAGGUUAUAAUUGUCUAGUUACUUACAUAUAUCUA
This is a messenger RNA of Galeopterus variegatus (Sunda flying lemur), 3104 nucleotides long. RefSeq lists its product as uncharacterized. The record is from RefSeq and is a predicted model, not a curated record. The coding region runs from base 603 to 1214 and encodes 203 amino acids. The transcript is spliced from 5 exons. NCBI's taxonomy places the organism in Eukaryota, Metazoa, Chordata, Mammalia, Dermoptera, Cynocephalidae.